Messenger RNA from Penicillium argentinense, 2079 nucleotides. RefSeq names its product putative C6 transcription factor (Gal4). Lineage: Eukaryota; Fungi; Ascomycota; Eurotiomycetes; Eurotiales; Aspergillaceae. Gene Ontology annotation, biological process: positive regulation of transcription from RNA polymerase II promoter by galactose; DNA-templated transcription. The transcript has 7 exons. Gene Ontology annotation, molecular function: RNA polymerase II cis-regulatory region sequence-specific DNA binding; zinc ion binding; DNA-binding transcription factor activity, RNA polymerase II-specific. Bases 1 to 2079 code for a protein of 692 amino acids. Gene Ontology annotation, cellular component: nucleus. The record is from RefSeq and is a predicted model, not a curated record.
AUGGCCAGCACUCGCGACUCCCAUUCAUUCGCUUGCGAUGAAUGCCGUCUCCGAAAGUCGAGAUGCUCGAAAGAACGCCCAGUCUGCCUGCAAUGCCGGCAGUUGAACAAGGAGUGUAAAUACAGUCCGAAAGUGUCCAGAAGCCCUCUGACACGGCAACACUUGACAUAUGUCGAAGACCGUCUACAUUCAUUUGAAACAGCUCUGAGCAGGCUGUUCCCAGGUGGUGACCUGGAUGCCACCCUUCGUUCUCUUAUCCAGAACCCAGAACCUCCCAAGGCUCCUUCAUCAAAGUCAUCCUCGAGACACUCGACUCCGGCAAAGCCUGACGCUGAUCGGACAGAGCCAGCGCCGGAAGCCCUGCCUCAGCAGGCCGAUGGGUUUGACUGGGCAGAGAAAGAACUAACACUUGGUGACUUGACAGAUGGGAUGGCCGCAUUGUCCAUCAAGCCUGAAGGUGCCGGUUAUUUUGGUGCAUCGUCAAGUGUUGUGCCACUUCGAGCACUUUUUGACCAUGGCUUUGACUUGAACAUCCCUGUUCGUUCUGCAAGAUCUGGCGGUGUACCGCUCAAAGCACAGCUUUUGGAAAGCGCCCCGUCUGGUCUCAUUGAGCAAGCUUUCAUUGACGCCUAUUUCCUGAAUUACCACACCAGCUACCCAUUCGUUCACGAACCUACCUUUCGCGCUCAAUUCAAUGAGCCAUCUCUACGCCCGCAUGGCACCGCAUGGCAGAUUCUGCUAAACACCAUCUUAGCACUUGGCGCAUGGAGCAUUGGAGACGAUAGCUCUGAUCUCGACAUCACUUUUUAUCAAGAAGCCAGAAGUUGCCUUCAACAGGCAUCGGUUUUUGAAACCGGUAAUCUGACCUUGGUCCAAGCGUUGUUACUUCUUAGCAACUAUGCUCAAAAACGUAACAAACCCAACACGGGUUGGAAUUAUCUGGGAUUGGCCGUUCGAAUGGCGAUGAGUUUGGGUCUCCACAAAGAGUUCCCUGGGUGGAAGAUCAGUCUGCUACAGCGGGAGAUCCGCCGUAGACUAUGGUGGGGUGUCUUCAUUUUCGACAGUGGUGCCGCGAAAACCUUUGGAAGACCAAUUCUUCUUCCAGAAGAAAGCGUGAUGGAUGCCAAGCAAGUCUUGAAUAUCCAUGAUAACGCUUUGACACCAGCAACGAUUUCAUUGCCACCAGAAUCGCCGGGGCCGACUCUCUACUCCGGCUUGAUCGCCCAAGCCCAAUUUCACCUACUCACCAACAGCGUCUACCAGCGCCUGAUCUCCAGUCCCAGCAUUACACCGGAAGAAACACUGAAUCUGCAGAAACCCAUGGAUGAAUGGUACAAAGCCUUACCGUCGUAUAUGCACUAUCCACUACAACCAUUGUCUAUGCAACCAACACAACCAGACCCAGACAACCUUGCUCUUGUUCGCAACCGCCUCUUGUGGCGGAACUGGAACCUGAUCAUUCUGAUCUACCGACCCAUCUUGCUGCGUUGGGCUGCUCGGCGUUGGGGGCCGCAGAGUGGAGGUUCGGACGGGUCGUCUGUCAGUUCGGAUGGGGGAGCUGAAGACCCAUGUGAAACUGAAUGCCGUAUGCGCUGCCUUCAGAAUGCGCGGUUGACGAUUUCCUCCAUCUCUGAUUAUAUGGACAACUAUGUCUGCACCAGAAUCGGGGCAUGGUAUAUGCUGUACUUCCUCUUCCAGGCCGGCUUGAUCCCAAUGGUGUUCCUCAUGACAGAUCCGACAAACCCCGAAGCCCCAGGUUGGAUCCAGGAUAUCGAGACCACCAAAGCCCUCUUGAACCACCCAUCAUUCUGCAACAACCGCUUUGCUGCACGAUGCUCUGAAGUCAUCAACAGACUUCUAUGCCCACCCUCAGGUUCUGUCCCUGGCAUGCAGCCGGGCUCUCAGCAACCUAACCAACAACAAUAUCCUCAACAGCAACCGCCACAGAGUUUCAUGCCGUUCCCAGAACAUUUGUUCAGUGACCCUGGUUUCGGCGGAAUGUUUCCUGUGGAACAGACGAUGCCCAGCCCAGGAGGCAUGGACUUCUCUGAGUGGGUCAACUUCCCGACACAAGAGUGA